CUCUUAAACAUCCGUAUCUGUUCCAUCUUUUGUCAGAGCGUGCUAGAAGCCCGAGUGUUUCGAGGACUUGCUGCUACAGUUUCUCUCUCUGCAGAAUCAGGAAAGAAUGAAAAGGGACUGCCACCAAAUCCCAAGAAGCAAAGUCCACCAAAAAAUGUAGUGGAACCAAAGGAGAGGGGGAAGCCACUAGCCACCCCACCAGCAGCUGAACUGUCUAAAAACUUAUCUCCGCCCAGUUCCUCCCGGUCAGUUGUGAACGGAGGCAGGACGGUAGCUAACCCCAACCCCGGUGACAGCCUGCUGGUCCCAGAGGAAGGGCUUCCGAAGUGUUUGUCAAGAAAGACUUUGGUAGAGUUUCCUCAGAAAGCUCUGCCGCCAUCCAGAAACCAGGGUUCUGGUUCAGACGCAGUCCCAGGGAGCAGGAGAGCGACAGGUGGCUCAUCCUCGUCCUCGUCCAGCUCCUCUGACUCGGAGUCCGACGAGGAGGGUGACAGCCCAGGAGCUGACCGUCCAGUGAAGAGCAAAGGCAGAGGAGGGUUCCCCAAAGCAGAGGCCCCCCGUUCCAUUGCAAAUGGAGCCCCCCAAAUUGGGGUGUCACAGCAGCCACAUGCAGACCUCAGCUCUCCAGAGAGGCCCCGCCAGGCAAAGAAGAAAGGGGCCUCCAGGAAGCCUGUAGAGGACAGGAAGGACACCAAACCAAAAACCACGGCACCCACGUCACAAGAGGGUGAAGAGUUUACAAAGCAAAGUGGAAAAGAAAAACAAUUGCACAGAGCAGCUAGAGCAAAUGACAUCGAUAAAGGAAGCCAGAAGGCAGCUGAAGUUAAAAAAGUCUCAUCUGACCAUACAAAAUCAGGAUUUUCCACACGACCGGACGGCGACCCAGCGCCCACCCCAUCGGCAGAAACCAGAGCAGGAACACAGCUGCAGGCAUCUCCUCCUGGGGCCAGAGGGCGACGUGGGGAAAGUCAAGUACCAGCACCUGACGGGGAGGCGGCUUCUGCCCCGCUCAGAAAGGAAAAUGUGGGAAAGCCAGUAGCAGACGGACUCUUGAAGGCUGAGGGGGAUUUGGAAGAUCAGUUACCAAUAAAACAUUUGAAGCCAGCUCCUGUUCAUCACAAAGACGCGUUGGAUGAAAAGACAGCAGGACUGCAGCUUGAGGAAAAGGACGAAGUCAUGGAGGACUCAGCCACCCCGGUGGAAGGCCGGGACCACGCACAGGGGCCCGCACAGGCCGCCGCCUCCGCUGAGCCGUUCGACAACUCCACUUACAAGAACCUCCAGCAUCAUGACUACAGCACGUACACCUUCCUAGACCUCAACCUGGACCUCUUGAAAUUCAGGAUGCCUCAGCCCUCUUCAGGACGGGAGUCGCCGCGCCACUGAGAGCUCCGUUUAAAGAUAAACCUUCUGUUGUCCCGCAUUCUUGCGUGCAGAAAUAAAAUCUGCUCGGCAGUCCUGAGGCCUGGCGUGCGUGACUGGUUUCCCUUCCGCACCUUUCGUAGGGAGAGGUGAGUCAGCCUCACUCCCGCUGCUGGUUUGCUCACUGCGUGUUUAGAAACAUCUGUGUGCAGGGAAUUUUUCUCUCACUACAUAGUAGGUCUCACUGAGCAAAUCCACAAAACUAGAGAACUAGGUGCUUCCGUCAGUGUGAUGCCGCUGUGUUGAGCCCCUGGUCGGUUUUGCAUUGAUCUCGUUUACCAGCAAGAUGUUAAAUGCAGUGGUGACUUCUAAUUUGGUAGGUGUAGUUCUUGAUAAAUUGGAAAUGGGAUUUUUAUCCACUUCAACUACUACUUUGCAAAGAUACUAUGGUGUUAAAGUACAGCAUUUUGUUACCAGAACGUUGUUCCCUCGAAUCAGGCACGCGCCAUGAGCUCAGGCAGCGCUGAGAGGCGGGGUGAGGGGUGGGGGUCGUGUGGGGCCCAGCAGCAGCACCUGCCCCAUGGCCCCACGGGCUGCGUUCAUUCGGCCACAGAGGGUCUCUGGGAUGGCCGAGGGACUUCCAGCACUCGUGGAAGCAGGACUCACCUGGAGGCGACCAUGGUGUGAGCAGGCCCCAGUGUGUCACUUGCUAUCUGCACCACACACCUCGUGGGGACAAAAUAAACAGCUCUGGGGAAGUCACACAUCCAGAUGAGACCACUCACCAGGUGAGGGACGGCGUCCAUCUGGCGGGACGCAGGUGCCCCUAAAGGAGACUGUCUGCGCCCCGGGGGGCGUGUCACCGUUUGCCUGUUUUCACACCUCCCUGCUUGGCUCUGUGCCCAAACUCAUGGGCUUUAUUUCAUUUCGGUUCUGGUUCUUGGCCUCUAGUCAGUUUACAGCAGACAGAACGGUGUGUGGUAACUUACGACUCACAUUUCUAUAAUCCUGCAGUUCUUAAAAUGAGUCCAAGCCAAGAGUAAAACAGAGUGUUGAAAACCAGUAUAGUGAUCUGCCUCAGAUUUUGUCACCACCCAAGAGGCUUAGCAACUCAGCAAGGUUCUUCCAAUCACACUUUUUAUUGUAAUAGUACUAAAGCCACAUUACCAAAAGGAAGAAAAUGGAAAAUAGUAAGAUUGCCUAAAAUCCACAGCGUUAACCCAAGCAUUACUAACACUUGGCAUGUCUGCCCGGUGGGUUUGGUCAGAUAUGACCCUGUAACGUACAUACAGUUUCGCAUCCUGCUGGGGUUUUUUCUUACUUCGUUUAAUUGCCUGCUUCUCAUACCGUGCCCACGGAACCCCUGUGAUGUGUGGGGGGCGUGGGGGGCGUGGACUGUACAGCCACAGAGUGCGUUUCCCUGUUAACACCACGGAGGGAAGUUCUUUCUACAUGAAGAUGAGUCUGAAUGUACUUUCCUUUGUGUGAAGUUUUCCCUUGGAACAGUCUGGUUGGGCUAAUCUUUCGGUCUCCUGGGGGGUUCGAUUCCCCCGCCUCCUGAAAAGGCUGGAGAGGCCUGGAUACACAGCACCGGGCACCUGGUGGCAUCACGGCCGUGCCCCGCCGAGUGCAGCGUUUUGCAUUUCGUGUUGUCUCCUCAAGAUGAAUUUCCAGACACUGCGCUGAUGAAUGACAAGUGAUUUGGGGACAUUCGUAUUGCUUUCGCUUCUGUGAGGUUUUUUAACUUGCUCAGUACAUUUGAGUUAAAUGAAGUAAUUAUUUCCCCUCCA
Vicugna pacos (alpaca) is the source of this 3152-nucleotide messenger RNA. The record is from RefSeq and is a predicted model, not a curated record. Lineage: Eukaryota; Metazoa; Chordata; Mammalia; Artiodactyla; Camelidae.